This is a messenger RNA of Actinia tenebrosa (Australian red waratah sea anemone), 996 nucleotides long. Its product is annotated as protein BTG2. The record is from RefSeq and is a predicted model, not a curated record. Gene Ontology annotation, cellular component: cytoplasm; nucleus. NCBI's taxonomy places the organism in Eukaryota, Metazoa, Cnidaria, Anthozoa, Actiniaria, Actiniidae.
AAUUUCAAAGCGUCAGUAGGAUUGAUAAAGGAAUCACGAGUGAUCGAAACUUUACUCUAGUUAAUGCAAUCACAAGAAUAUAGAAACUGUGAAGAAAUCAUGAAGGACGAAGUCAGAUCAGCAGUAAAUUUCCUAAAAGAAAAUUUAGCAACUAAAUCGACACUGUCGUUCGAACAGAUCGAACUUUUUAGAGACAAUCUAGAGUAUUUGAUGAUCGAACGAUUUCAGAACCAUUGGCAUCCUGAAAAACCACUGAAAGGAAACGCUUUUCGUUGCCUAAAUGUUGACUCGACGGCUAUUGAUCCGCUACUCGUCAAAGCCAGUACUGCGAGUGGAAUAUCACCUGUAACGUUUCAAGAAAUUUUCUCUGAAGGUCUUGCUUUAUGGAUAGAUCCAAUGGAUGUUUGUUGUCGAAUUGGAAAACGUCCAGUUAUAAGUACGAUCUACGGGAAUGGUUGGAUGAAAACUUCCAAAGGAAAGGAUCAACUUAACUACGUUAAUAUAAAGUCAAGUCCAUACCAAUGUUCCUUCAACAGAAAGCCUGCCAAUCCUUACAAUUACCAAAGAGAACUUAUACCAAACUAUCAAGAGUGGAAUAAUCAUCAAUAUGCUUACCUAACUGCUCAAGUUUACUAGAACUUUACGUUUUCUAUGCUCGAAUGCUCGACCAAUUUUGAAUUAAGAAUUUUUUGAAGAUUAAUUGUAACAUAUUAGGCUUUUUAGAACGACUUUUUGUAUAAAUGUAUUUAAGUUAAACGCUGGAAAUUUGUAUAUGGAAGUUUUAAAGAGAYUUUAAGAUAUUUAUAAAAGGAAAGUUUAUAUAUUAAUUUCUUUGAGAAAGAAGACAAGGGAAAUUUGAGAAUAUUAUAAAAAUUUGUACAGCUUUUAGGAAAAUUUAUUAAUUUACAUACUUGUAAAAAGGAACAACAAAUGUCCUAUACAAAUGUGAAUAAUUUCUAUUUUGAACAAAUGAAUAAAGCCUAAUGUCAUUACUAA